GGACUUUCAGAUUUCAAGGUGUCCCCUAGAGGAAUGUACAUUGCUUUACUUCUAGAAAGGAAAAUCUGCUAGGCUAUGUCUGACAUUGUGCAUUAUUGUUAUUUUAUUGGUGUGUAGGCCUAUAAUUUAUACCGUCUGCGUGUUUUCGACAGAUUUUUAAUCAAGAUCAAGUGUGUUAUUCAGAAUGCAACGUUGAAGUCUCGCUUCUACUGUACAACUAGCAUUGCUUUGAUGAACACCUGGACUAUGGGGCUUCACAGGGUGGAUACGUGUGUCCUGCUGAUUCAUCUAAGUUUGCAGGUCGUCUGGAGUUGGGAUAAAGUGGUCUUCCUGAACCCACCCGAUGAGCCUGUAUCAGGGUACCCAUUAAGAGUGUCAUACUCCUGUGAUAAACCAAUGUUGGUCCAGCUUGAAUGUAUCGUCUCCUUUGACACUGGAAAAACAUCCACGGUCCUCCAGAGAAACUGGAACUGUGAACCAGGCCCAACUAGGGUACACACUCUGAUCCUACGGCUGCCUGACUGGCUGGUGUACCAGCCUGACUGGGCUGUUCCAGUCUCUCAGUGGGUCCACAGUGCCAUGCUGCGGGCUUCUCUCAGAGACUAUGGAUCAACGUUUAGCCAUGGGACCUCCUUGGCGCAGCGGGCUGUAGCUGUCCUGCAGACCAACCCUCCCCUCAGCCGGCCCCUGAAGCAGCACAGGCUCUGUCCUGACUGGAGAGUACAGAUGCUGACCAAAACCACCGCCAUGCCAAAGUGUCCGUCUGAACAAGUGACAGCCCAUUUGCUGUCCUCAAUCUACGCCUCAGCUGGAGAGAAAUAUGGGGUUAUGAGGACAUUACAGCCUUACAGCAGUGAGGUUCUGGAGCACCUGCGUCUCAAGGCGGUCUCCUUCCCAUGGUGUGCACUGUCCAUGUGGGUGUUCCUGACCCAGUAUUGCCAGCAGAGAUACUGUGGAAUGCUUUAUCACAUAGACUCUAGCAGUGACUAUGCCACACCUACACUUUUCCUCACCAAUACAGGCAAGGUACACAUCCAGAUGCAUGGAGGCUCUGCGGUGUCCUCUGCCUUCCUGUGUGCCUUCCAGGUGCCUCUGGGCCAGUGGUGUCGCCUUAACAUGGAACUGCGUGGAAGAAAGGUUGAUGUCACCAUGGUGUGUCUGGAUGGAGAACACAAAUCGGUUUAUUUUGCACAACACAUAUUCACCCAUCAUGUGGAGCUGGAUGAUACAGAUGGCUAUGUUGUGAUUGGUGGAAGCCAGUAUGUGAAUGGUAUCAAGGGUUAUUAUGGGCCCAUGGUGUACUAUCGCAAUCGAAUUCCUCCACUGACCACGUCUGAAGAAGUACUUGUUCCAGGAUCGAUCAUUAAAACAAAUUUGACGGGAUGGCUGCAGUCUUGUCACAAUCUUCAGUCAGAGCUACAAGUCAAAACUAGUCAAUAUCUACAGGACAAGAGGAGAAUAGAGUCAGAGAUCUGUAUGGGGGCUUUUUGCCAGUGGAGAUUGAGACUUCCCCGGCCAGUGCCUCAGUGUGUAAGCUGGGAACACCCAAGCGUCCCUCGAAGACGCCAUGCUCUACAGCUGUCAACAUCACUAGCCUCCAAACACGGCGGUGGUGAGGUAGACCUGGUGGCGGUGGGCCAAGCCCUGUACUCCCUGUCUGUGCGUCUGCUGGACCAGGGCAGGAAUACUGGGGUGGUGGGUAAGAUCUUGCCCCUACUGCUGCAAGCAGGCUGUCUGGGGAACAACCAAGCUCUGCAUACGGCCUCCGUGAUCUACAGAAGCGGCCUGGGAGUUUCCCUGCAGCCGGACAAGGCUUUGCAGUUGUCUCUGGUGGGAGCCCAGAGAAACAGCAGACUGGCACUGCUUCACUUAGGCCAGCUGUACUACCUGGGUGAGUCUGGUAUCACCCCAGACCUUGACCUGGCCUAUGCCUACUACUCCCACAUCGCCAAGAAGACAUCCUCAGACCGGCUCAACCCCUCACCCCAGCAGACCUAUGUAGAGUCUGUUUACCUGAACAACGAGGAGGUGCUGAGGCUUCAGACCAAUGAAAACCACGACCUGUUCCACUGGUUAAAACUCCAGGCUCGUAACGGAGCAGCAGACGCAGAGCAAACAGUGGCCCGCAUGCUGUUCUGGGGUCAGCAGGGGGUCUCUCCUGACAUCCACACUGCUGUCAGACACUAUGAGAGGGGAGCUGUCCGCCUGGAGGACCCUACAUCCAUGUAUGACUACGCCAUUGUGCUGCUCCUGGGACAUGGCGUCCAGAAGGACAUCCCACGGGCUGUGAUGUUCCUGAAGAAAUCAGCCGAGCAGGGCUUUACCCCAGCCCUCAACGCCCUGGGCUGGUACUAUGAGCGCUUCGAGAAGGAAUACGAGCUGGCGGUGCAGCUGUGGGAGCAGGCGGACGCCCAGGGCAGCCCGGACGCAGCCAUGAACCUGGGAGUCAUGUACGCCCUAGGUCUCUACCCUGGCAAGCCUGCAGACCAGUUCAAGGCGUACCAGUACUACCAGAAGUCUGCCCAGAGGGGCCAUGUGGACGGGGCCAUCCAGCUGGCGGACGCCUGGACAAUGGGGCUCCGUGGACAUGUCCAGAGACAUCCUGCAAAUGCAGUGCUGUGGGCCAAGUGGGCAGCAGAGCACAAUGGGUAUCUGGGCAUGAACCUAAGAAAGGCCUUGAACUCAUAUUUCAAAGGAAACAUGUUAAUGUCUUUCUUGUAUUACCUGAUGGUAGCGGAGUCAGGAUAUGCUGCUGCUCAGUUUAAUGCAGCGUACCUUUGUGAACACAACACUGGAGGCUUCCUGUCCCCUGCUUAUGCGGCCCAGUGCAUGAGGAGAUACUACAACCUCACCAUCCGCUGUCAAGACCCAGAUCCUUACGCCCUGAUCAGAAUGGGAGACCUGCUGUCUGAAGGUCACGAAGGCAGACGCGAUGUGGCGGCUGCGGCAGACAUGUAUAAACAGGCGGCGCUCAGGGGCGACCCACAGGGAUGGUACAGCCUUGGUCUGCUUGUUCAAGCAGAGCAGAAGGUACCUUUACCUGUGCUGGCUCAGCUGGGGCUGGCUGAGCUCUACGUGGCAGAUAGCAGUGUGCUGAUGUCCGUUCUCUACCACAGAUGCAGAGACUCCAAUGGCACUGCUGACUCUUACUUGCCUUGUAGCCUGGCUCUCUUCAGCGCCUACAUGCAGUCCCUCCAGAGGGACUGCAGAGAGACUUUUACGUUGACUGGCUCAGUGGCCUUAGCUGUGGUAGCUCCGCCCAUUCUACUUCUCUUCCUGUGGAUCCUCCGGGGGCGUGGCUCCUUGCAUCUAUAGGGGAGCCUAGCAGCCAAUCAGCUACACCGUUUCAGCUGGCAUUUGAGUCUAUCAGCAAAUUGAAGAGAACGACUGCUGCAUCAGAAGCAGCACUCUAGAAUCAUAACUGACGAUGAGGUUGGGAAGAAGUUUUUUCAUUUUUCUUAAGCAGAUGGAAUGUUAUUUUGAGGUUUUAAAUAUCAUGAUUUGACUUCAAAUUGUACGUGUUUUUCUAAGUCAAAAAUGCUUUUACAAAACAUAAUAAAUACAUUUUUAC
Messenger RNA from Osmerus eperlanus (European smelt), 3571 nucleotides. Its product is annotated as protein sel-1 homolog 3. The transcript is spliced from 23 exons. Bases 232 to 3315 code for a protein of 1027 amino acids. NCBI's taxonomy places the organism in Eukaryota, Metazoa, Chordata, Actinopteri, Osmeriformes, Osmeridae. Gene Ontology annotation, molecular function: protein binding. The record is from RefSeq and is a predicted model, not a curated record.